UCCAAUCCAGACAACCAGCUUUACUUCACUUCUUCCCAGCCAAGUGUGUAACAUUUUUAAAAAAGAAGAAAUAUCGCUUAAGAGUCCUGCGAGCCAAGAGUAAGUCCACCUAAGCUUGCAUAUUGUCUCAUGACUAGAUUUGCUCUUGCACUGGCCUCAAGGAAUCAAGCUCGCAUUGUGUGCUCUUUGACACGUUCACACAAGAUCAACGAUCAGGAUCACACUGCAUCACAAGAAGGGCCGGCCCUUCCCCAUGAGCAUCUUCCUCGCUAUUUUGCCAAGUCUGGACCCGUGGAUGCGGAUCCUCGAAAGACAAAGAAAGAUGGAGGAGGCAAAAGGAACUGGGGCCGCUCUGGCGAUGAAGUCCAAGAUUAUGGCUACAACUUUACAAAUACACGACGUCACUCGAAUAGCAGCACUCAGGGCAUAGCAGAGUUCACGACCAAGUUCGAAGCCAUCGAGCCAGAGCCCGUAUUUGAAGACAACUUGCAUGGACCCUUAGAUGCCUCCCCCAUGAACGAAGAAAGGGUAACGAAAGUUGACAGUAUCACUAGUGCUAAUACUGAAGUUGUUGAGGGCAUUUCAAGCGCCCUCUAGCGAAACUGCGCCGAUAAACUGGGAUUCAGAUGAGGAAUUUUAUUUAUCUGAGUCAGUAUAUAGGAAUCAUGAAGGUGCUUUUAUCGGGCCUCAGGUCACCGGCUGCUUGGGCUAGGAACACGGGAGAAUGAUAUUUUGCUUGCGACAUGUACUAUCUCUGCUUAGUGUCACCUGCGCUCAAUGGAUCUAUCACACGGAGUAAUAGAUGCAGGAGCCUCGGUCUAAUGAGCUAUGGGCUCAAAACGAGCACCGCAUUGUUAAGACUUCCGUAAAAAGGUCAUAUAAUGAGAAAUAUUAUCAAAGGAUGUGAAAUUCACCGGGCAGAGCGCAAGAGGAAACGAUAGUUAU
This is a messenger RNA of Aspergillus sclerotioniger CBS 115572, 945 nucleotides long. RefSeq lists its product as uncharacterized. The record is from RefSeq and is a predicted model, not a curated record. The transcript is spliced from 4 exons. NCBI's taxonomy places the organism in Eukaryota, Fungi, Ascomycota, Eurotiomycetes, Eurotiales, Aspergillaceae. The coding region runs from base 130 to 597 and encodes 155 amino acids.